AUGCGUACACCGGUCAACAUGAUUCUGACUGCCAUGGCAUGUUGUGAUACGGUGGUGUUAUUCUCGAAUCUGAUCUACACGACACACUACUCGUUUGUCGCCUUCAAACACUGUCAUCCACGACAUUGGAGUUACGGCUGGGCGUUGUUUUUGAUCGCCCAUGCUCACUUGUCUUUAGUCGGGCACAGUUCAUCGGUGUGGUUAUCAGUUAUGCUCGCUUUGCUACGAUACAUGACUCUGCGAAGUCGGAACACUGCAGGUGCUCAGUACUCACAAACCGAAGCAUGCCGAAUACCACCGCCAGGUCAUGAAGAAUAUAUGGGUGUCAUGAUCCGAGUGGCCGAAAACGCGGCAUAG
Molecule: messenger RNA, 357 nt
Organism: Cooperia oncophora
Lineage: Eukaryota; Metazoa; Nematoda; Chromadorea; Rhabditida; Trichostrongylidae
Source: the annotation of a GenBank genome assembly